GUCACGUGGAAGGUCACUUCACAGUUGUUUACAUUAUUCUCUGUUUAUAACGCAAUGUUCCAACCGAAGCAGGGAGGAAAUAUGGUCAAAAGGCCAAAAUCUGCAUUAUACUUUCUCCCAGUUGAAGGUUUAAGUCUGCCUAAAGGAUAUACUAUCUCUUGCGACGUGUCCAGGAUUACUUUUGGAACCUCCGAAAAAGCUAACGAAAAAAAUAUAAAAUAUCAUUACCAUGCCAGAUCAUUGGCAAAACGUCUUUGUAUUGAAUCAUUUGGUACUAACAGGGUAGCACAGGAAGAAUACGCGGUCGAAUUCACGUCUCAGCCCCCUCACGGAUGUAGAGUCUUAAAACCCAAUGGUAUCAAGAAAUCAGUGACAUUUUCGGAACUAGUGGAGAUUUGUGAAACGCAUGAUUACAGAGACGGUAUGCUCUCCGGAAACAAAGAGAACUACGAUAUUUAUGUCUGGUUUGAAGGUUUGACGCUCGCGAACACACUUUAUAACGAGUGCAUCGUACGUGACAUAUUUAAGUUCUUGCAAAAAUAUAUUUCACUUAAAAUUUGGCUUAUUAGUUCGGUUCAAAAACAGACGGAGAGCAAAGAAAAUAUUGAAAGACGAAGAAACCCAUAUUACAUCAAACGUCGUCAAAAAAGAGAGAUGAAUCUCCACAGAGAUAUCAACCCAAGCAAUUGCAUUUAUGAUU
Messenger RNA from Acaulospora morrowiae, 700 nucleotides. The record is from the annotation of a GenBank genome assembly. Lineage: Eukaryota; Fungi; Glomeromycota; Glomeromycetes; Diversisporales; Acaulosporaceae.